This is a messenger RNA of Acromyrmex echinatior (Panamanian leafcutter ant), 735 nucleotides long. RefSeq lists its product as uncharacterized. The record is from RefSeq and is a predicted model, not a curated record. Lineage: Eukaryota; Metazoa; Arthropoda; Insecta; Hymenoptera; Formicidae.
AUGAGUCAGAGCAACGUAAGCAACAGCAGUGGAAGCAAUCCAUUCACGUUCGUUCUCAGUCAGUCGUUCCCCAGCAGUGUUUCUAAUCGCCGUGAAAAACGCCGCAGGUGCAGCCGCGCUCGCGCGUGCGUGCGUGCGUGCGUGCGUGCGUGCAUUGCCAUCUACCUCUAUAGAGCGAGAAUCUUACGCAGCUUCUUCUUCCUCUCCACACAUUUCUUAAUCCGCCAGAAGUAUCCGCUGUUCGCGGGGCAAAGAUAUCAUCGAUCUCACGAGUCAACAUGCGGCGGACUCAUCGAGAAAAUCGCGAGUAUCCACGCCACUGGAGGUCUGCUAGGUACAGCAAGAGCAGCACGAGCCGGGCCUGCAGAGUCGCGGUCGAGCGGAGGCGGUGGGAGCCGUCCUCUCCAUCGUAGCGAGGAGCGAAGGAGAAGCAAAAAGGAGUCGGACGUCGAAAAGGGUCUUAUAAAGGGUCCUAACAGUGUUCCAACAAGAUCCAGUAGAAGGCAGCAGGUUCUGGCAUUUGGUACUUUGGGCAAAGGGAGAAAUUUUGGGCCUGGUCGGACAAGAGAUGGUCAUCGGUUCUUGGGUAUAACACCACGUUUCUUCACCAGAUGGCAGCACCUAGACGGAGCACUUCGCUGUCGCGAACUCCGUUUAGUCUCGCUUGAGAUGUGCAGCGAGAGUUACUGAUGGGAGCUCAAGCAUCUCGAGAGCGAAAAUAUUUUCUUUCGAAUU